Molecule: messenger RNA, 4182 nt
Organism: Abrus precatorius (Indian licorice)
Lineage: Eukaryota; Viridiplantae; Streptophyta; Magnoliopsida; Fabales; Fabaceae
Product: putative disease resistance RPP13-like protein 1
Exons: 2
Coding region: 97-3870 (1257 amino acids)
Biological process (GO): defense response to other organism
Molecular function (GO): protein binding; ADP binding
Source: RefSeq, a predicted model, not a curated record
UAAUACCACGAAUUUUCACAACCACGUAUGUGUAUCUCGUUCAGCAUUUAGCAAGAGAUUUAGAGUUCUGAUACAGUUUGCAAAACAAGAGAAGAAAUGGCCUUGGCUAUGGUGGGAGAGGCACUCAUCUCUGCUUCUGUGGAGAUGUUUUUAGAUAGAAUAACUUCUACAGAGUUUCGAGAUUUCUUUGCCAAAAGGAGGCUCAAUGUUUAUUUGUUAGAUGAACUGAGGAUAAAGCUGCUGGCACUUGAUGCUGUGUUCAAUGAUGCUGAGGAGAAGCAGAUCACCGAUCUCGCCGUGAGGGCAUGGCUUGAUGAGUUGAAGGAUGCUGUCUUGGAUGCAGAAGAUUUGUUGGAUGAAAUCAACACUGAAUCUUUGAGAUACAAGGUGGAGGGAGAAUCUAAAAGCUUUACCCAGGUGAGAUCAUUAUUUUCUUCUCCCUUUAAAACACUGAAUUCCAAACUUGAAGCAAUAUCUGGAAGGCUAGAACAUUUUCUGAAACAGAAAGAUAUUCUUGGUUUGCAAAGUGUUUCUAGGAAUGUCUCUUGUAGCAAGAGUACAGAUUCGUUGGUUGAACCCGUUGUGGUUGCUAGAAAGGAUGACAAAGACAAGUUACUGAAGAUGCUUCUAUCUGAUGUUGAUGCCAAAUCUAAUAAUAAUACAGAAGUGAUCACAAUCCUAGGCAUGGGAGGUCUGGGCAAAACAACCCUUGCUCAAUACCUUUAUAAUGAUAGUAAAGUACAGAACCAUUUUGAUUUGAAAGCUUGGGUAUGGGUAUCGGAUGUAUAUGAUGUUUUCAAGGUAACAAAACAAAUUGUUGAUUCUGUAUCAUCCAAAGAUUGUAAUAGCACCAAUCCUGAUGUUCUUCGCGUUGAAUUAAAAAAUAGCUUGAAAGAUAAAAAAUUUUUGCUUGUGCUUGAUGACCUCUGGAAUGAAGAGUAUAAUGACUGGAAUCAAUUGAUAACUCCUUUUACUAGUGGGAAAAAGGGAAGUAGGAUCAUUGUGACAACCCGACAACCAGAAGUUGCAAAGUUUACCCAUACAUUUCCCACUUACAAGCUGGAAUCUCUGACAGAGGAAGAUUGUUGGAGGAUACUGGCAAAUCAUGCAUUUGGAAAUGAAGGUUACGACAAAUAUCCAAGUCUAGAAAAAAUUGGUCGGCAAAUUGCAAGAAAAUGUGAUGGCCUACCAUUAGCUGCUAAAACAUUGGGAGGUCUUUUGCGAUCAGAUGUUGAUGAAAAGGAAUGGAAAAGAGUUCUAGACAGCAAGUUGUGGGCACACAACGAUGUUUUACCAGCUUUGAGCAUAAGUUAUCUUCAUCUUCCAGCACAUUUGAAAAGAUGUUUUGCCUAUUGCUCAAUCUUUCCAAAACAACAUCUGUUGGACCGAGAAGACUUGAUUUUGUUAUGGAUGGCUGAAGGCCUUCUACAACAAUCCGCAGAGAAAGAACUGGAAUUAGUUGGUUCUGAUUGCUUUAACGAGUUAUUAUCCAGAUCCUUAAUUCAGAGAUACAAAGCUGUUUCAGAGUACAAGUUCCAAAUGCAUGACCUCAUCUAUGAUUUAGCUCCAGAGGACAAGUUCCGAAUGCAUGACCUCAUCUAUGAUUUAGCUAGACUUGUAUCAGGAAAAAGAUCUCACUACCUGGAUUGCAGUGAAAUUCCAAAAAAUGUGCGCCAUCUAUCUUUUUCUAGCAACAAUUAUGACGUCUCUAAAAGAUUUGAGAGCUUCUAUGAGCUGAAAUGUUUGCGGACCUUUCUACCAUUGAAUAGAUGGGGCUGUAACAUAACCAGAAAAGUGCCACAAGACUUGUUGCCAAAACUAAAAUGCCUACGAGUUCUAUCAUUAUCAAACUAUCGAAACAUCACUGAGCUGCCUGAUUCUAUCUACGUCUUGGUGCUUCUGCGGUAUCUUGACCUUUCCUCUACUUCCAUGAAAAGGUUGCCUGAUGCAACCUUCAAGCUUUACAAUUUGCAGACUUUGAAAUUGUCAAACUGUAGUUCUCUUGUUGAGCUAUCUGAUUCCAUAGGCAUCUUGGUGCUUCUGCGGUAUCUUGACCUUUCCUAUACUUCCAUCAAAAGGUUGCCUGAUGCAACCUUCAAGCUUUACAAUUUGCAGACUUUGAAAUUAUCAAACUGUAGAUCUCUUACUGAGAUACCAGCACAGAUAGGAAAUUUGGUCAAUUUACGACACCUUGAUAUCAGUGACACAAAUUUGAUGGAGAUGCCAACAGAGAUAUGCAGGCUACAAGAUCUCUGUACACUGACUUCUUUUGUUGUAGGCAAUAAAGAUGGAUUAAAGAUCAGUGAAUUAAGAAAAUUUCCCUAUUUGCAGGGUAAGCUUUCCAUUCUGAAGCUGCACAAUGUUUUUGAUCCCAGAGAUGCAUUUCAAGCCAACUUAAAGAACAAAGAGCAGAUUGAGGAGCUUAUGCUCGAGUGGGGCAGCGACCCACAAGAUUCACAAGUUGAGAAGGAUGUACUUGACAACUUGCAACCAUCCACGAUGUUAAAGAAACUGAUCAUCAGAUACUACAAUGGCACAAGUUUCCCAAAUUGGCUGGGUGAUUCUUCAUACUGUAAUGUUCAAGUCCUGUAUAUCAGUGACUGCAACUAUUGCCUUUCACUUCCACCGUUUGGACAAUUACCUUCUCUUAAGAAGCUUGUCAUUAAAAAGAUGAAAAUGGUGAAGACAGUUGGUCAAGAGUUCUACUGCAGCAGUGCAAGCUCCCAAUCUUUCCAGCCAUUUACAUUGUUGGAAAGUCUUGCGUUUGAAGAGAUGUCAGAGUGGGAGGAGUGGCUAGCAUUUGAAGGUAAAGGUAGCGAUUUUCCUUUUCCUUGUCUGAAGCGUUUGAGUUUAUCCGAAUGUCCCUUGUUGAGAGGAAACUUGCCCAGUCGUCUACCUUCUUUGGAACAGGUUCAUAUCGCAGGGUGCAACCAGCUGGAGGCAAAAUCAUGCGAUGUGCAGUGGAAUACAUCAAAUGAAGAAAUGAGUGUUAGAGAAGGGGGAGAGGGGUUGUCUUUGCUUGACAACUUGUCUUGUCGCGAACUAUCAAUUGAAAAUUGUGACAGCCUGCAGUGUUUGCCAAGAAUGAUUCUUAAUGCCAAUUGUCUUCAAAGCUUGUAUCUUAGAAAUAUCAGGUCUUCCAUGUCCCUCCCAACUGAUGGUUUGCCCACGUCAUUGCAAACACUUCAUAUCUUUAACUGUGAGAAGUUAGAAUUUGUGUGUGCUGAAAGAUGGCAGAAAUACACAUCACUUGAAUUCCUGUCAAUCUUUAGGAGUUGUGAUUCGCUCAUGUACUUUCCGUUAGAUUGCUUCCCAGCUCUUCGAUGCCUUAUUAUCAAUCUGUGUCCCAACUUGGAAGCAAUUACUGAUAAAGGUGGAAGGGCCUCUCCUAAUUUAUUAACUGAUUUUUAUGUCUAUAAUUGUAAGAAACUUAGGUCACUUCCAAGCUGGUUUCCUUCCAAUUUACAAGUUCUUGGUGUUUAUGGUGGAAUAUUUACCUUCCAAUUACGCGUCACUUCUCUGUCAUGUCUUAGUCUCAAUGGGAGAGGUUUGGGGGAUGUGAUCAAUACCUUGCUGAGGGAGCCAUCACUGCCCACUUCUCUCACGUCUCUGAGUCUGUCCUUUUUUUAUGGUUUAAAGCGGUUGGAAGGGAAAGGGCUUCAACAUCUCACUUCUCUGAAAACGCUUUACAUCUUCCAAUGUGAAAGCCUCGAGUCAUUGCCAGAGGAUCAACUGCCAUCGUCUCUUGAAUUACUGAGUAUAAUCUUGUGUCCAUUGCUAGAAGAAAGGUAUGGAAAUGAGAAAGGGAAACACUUCGCAAAGAUUGCUCACAUUCCUGCCAUCGAAAUAAACGAUCAAGUCAUAAUAUGAGGGGCUGCACGGCAGGCAGGAAUCAUCCAAAGCUGUGAUGGUGCCACUUGACAACACUCAUUUCAAUCAUGCUAUCACAUUGUUCUUUCAUCACAAAAGCUUUCAUUCGAAGGAGUUGGACCAUUUACAUGUUAUAAAGAUUAUCAAAACUAAUGGUUUGCUGAGGUUAAUUUCAUAUAUGGGAUUAUAAUUUAUUUUCAAGACCAGAAUGUAAUGAAUUAUAUUUUUGAUGUUUUUGUGGUAUUCUCUAAACCUAGAUUUUACAUUGGAGUUUGAAGAUAAUUUAUUAAUAUUUUAUGAAACAAUUAUUAC